Monopterus albus (swamp eel) is the source of this 3267-nucleotide messenger RNA. Its product is annotated as ras and Rab interactor 2-like. Gene Ontology annotation, molecular function: guanyl-nucleotide exchange factor activity; small GTPase binding. Gene Ontology annotation, cellular component: endocytic vesicle; cytosol. The coding region runs from base 245 to 3124 and encodes 959 amino acids. The transcript has 11 exons. Gene Ontology annotation, biological process: vesicle-mediated transport. Lineage: Eukaryota; Metazoa; Chordata; Actinopteri; Synbranchiformes; Synbranchidae. The record is from RefSeq and is a predicted model, not a curated record.
AGAGAACAAUGCAGCUGGCUAACAGCUUCUCCAGAGGAAAUGAUUCUGGAGCGAGCCGGUGUAAUACAGACCGGUCACUUGUUUUCCUCACCUCGAACUUAUUUUAACAGGUAAACUCAACAUAGAGCUAUAAUGGUAUUUACAUUUUCAGCAGCUCGUCUGAGCAGUGGAGUUACCUUCUGCCAAGCUGGAUAACACACACACUGUAAAAGCAGAGACAGACAGAGGGGAUUCUACAGAGAAGAUGUCUACCAGUACUCUCAGUCAACCCUGCAAGCAGGAGAGGAAGGGCAGUUUCUUCAAGCUGAUCGACUCGUUUGCCUGGGAAAUAGGCAUAUUGAAGAAAGAGAUGGGGGAAAACACUGAGCCUGCAGAAGGAGACCAGAAAACAGAUACACACUUUGGGCUGGUUGAAGAGUUUGGAGGUCUCUUCCUGCAGGCUUCACCUUGUGCUGGGCUAAAAGCAAGGCUACCUGGAACAAGGGAUUCAGGAUAUGAAUCUCUCCAUCGGCAGCUCAGUGUUCUGGACAGAUUGGUGCAUACACAUACAAUGUGGUUACAGUUGGGCCUCAGCUAUGAGGAUGCUACAUGCAUACUGAUGAACCAACCCACUGGGACAUUCAUCGUGAGAAAGUCAGCCAGCCUGCAGAGGAAAGUCAUAUCUCUACGUAUGGACAAAGAGACUGCAGUUUUUGUUAAAGACUUCCCUGUCAAGGAGAGCCAGUACACUUUCUCUUUGGAGGGAUCAGGCCUGAGCUUUGGAGACCUUUUCCAUUUGGUGGCUUUCUGCUGCAUCAGCAGGGAUGUGUUGCCUUUCCCCCUGAAGCUUCCAGAGACCAUUACUUUAGCCAAAACAUCUGCAGAGCUUGAGGAGGUUGCUAAACUUGGAGCAGGGUUCUGGGAUGCUCAGUUGUGCCACAAGAGGAAGAGUUUAGUCUCACUGUCAAGAGCAGCAGCUCCCAAUAGACCACCUCCCCCCCAGAGUCUAGUCUCCUUGGCAACCACUCCAACAUAUAUUCGGCUUCAAACUCGCACCCCAUCCGAGCUUGAAUGUUGCCAACCCAAUGGAGCACUGUGCUUUAUCAACCCCCUCUUCAUAAAGGUCCACCACCCAGACAGAGACCAGACAACUACUGCCAACACAUCUGGCACAGCAACGCAGUGCUUAAGUAAGGAACCAGUUAGUAACAACUUAGAAACCAACAACAAGGACGCUCAGCACUGCUGUAGCAACAGUCCUCAGCUCUGUAGCUCAGAUCACAGUGGUAGUAGCCAGUCAGGUCAAAGUGACGUUCAGAGCCUUGGCAGAAACACAGAGCUACAAGGCAAUAACGCACAGAAGCAUAGUGCUGCACAGAGUGCAUCUUGGUCCCCACCUCCUCGUCCACCUCUGCCACACUUUAUCCCACAGUGCUCAGCUCUUCCUGUUCAACAGCACAGCAUGCCAGAGAAGAUUUCCUGGAUCAAGGAGAAGGUGGAGGACAAAGAGAGGAACAGCAGCCUCUUAUCUCGUCUGGGCUCCUCACUAAGCAUCAGCCCUUUAUCCUCUCCUCCCAAGAGACUCAGCCUUAGCUCCCCUAUAUCCAUCCCCUGGCCCUCCCUGCCUGUUUCUCUAUCAUCUCUCUCAUCCUCUCCUUGUUUGGCCAAGGCUUCACCACCAUCCAGCCAGGAGGAUGCCCAGUGCCACUUGGCACUGGAGGACCACACUAUUGAGGAGGCCCUCCAAAAGGCCCAAAAGUUCCAGCAUAACGCUGCCAGAACUAACUCCAGCAGUCCUCCAGACCAUACUGAGAUGCAAGGAGGAGAGGAAGAAGCAGGUGAGGAAUGCAGUGGAGGCAGCCAGCGGCUGAGUGACAUGAGUCUUUCCACAGAUUCCUCAGACUCUCUGGAUUUCUCCCAGUCCUUGUCUUUCUUUCUUUCUCCUCUGUCUGACCUAAACCCCCCUACUCAGGCUGACUUUAACACCCAUCUCCCCCUGUCUAUCCCACCAUCUGACCCACUUGAUUGUAGCAUGGAUCAAGAUGAUGAUGAUGAGGAGGAGGAGGAGGAGGACGAAAACGAAGAGGAGUCCAACUAUUGUGUCAGCCUUGAGAGUGACCAGAACCUGACCAUGGUGCCACCAGGACAUCGCACAAAGCGUUGCCCCAGUGCCAGUGCCUUGGCCCUUCAGAGGGCCCUGCAAGGGCCCCUGCACAAGAUGAGUGGAGUUUUCAACUCACUGUUGACACCGGAGAAGAGGAUGAUCCGCCGGGUGGUGGAACUGUCCAAAGAUAAAGACUCAUACUUUGGCUCCCUGGUGCAAGACUACCUGAGCUACAUGGGUGAGGGUGCGGGCACCCAGGCUUGGCAGAGCUUUGCCUCCAGAGUGGAACUGCUGCAGACUCUCCGCCAGUUCAUCACUCAGAUGAAGAGUUACCUGAGACAGAGUUCUGAGAUGGACCCACCAAUUGAGAGCCUUAUCCCUGAAGACCAAAUUGACAGGGUCCUGGAGAAGGCCAUGCACAAGUGUGUCCUGAAGCCUCUCAAACCGGUUGUGAGUGUCGCCCUGCAGGAAUUCCAGGUGCGUAGUACGGCCUGGCAGGAGCUGAAGGAGAACCUGUCACUGGCCAAGGCCCAGCUGCCUCAGGAAAUGGGCGUGGCCAGCAUGCUGCCUCCAGACCCUGUAGCCAUAGAGAAGAUCAAGCACAAGUUCCAUACCAUGUGUAAACUGUACUCCCCGGAGAAGAAGGUCACCAUGCUGCUGAGAGUAUGCAAACUCAUCUACACCAUCAUGGAGGAGAAUUCAGGUCGUCUGUGUGGUGCUGAUGAUUUCCUGCCCAUGUUGACCUAUGUGUUGGCCCAGUGUGACAUGCCCCAGCUAGACAAUGAGAUACUUUACAUGAUGGAACUGCUGGACCCUUCGCUGCUUCAUGGAGAAGGUGGCUACUAUCUGACCAGUGCCUAUGGAGCAAUGUCCCUGAUCAGAAACUUCCAGGAAGAUCAGGCAGCCAGAGUGCUGAGCUCUGAAACCAGAGAUACACUCCACCAGUGGCACCGCCGCCGCACAGCCCAGCGCUCCGCCCCAUCUAUUGAUGACUUUCAGGUAAAAACACACAUUUGUUCUACAGACCUAUCCUUAAAUUGACUUUUUCCAGAGCAAUAAUGUUUACAUAGGUAUAGUGUUAAUUUUUAUGUUUACAAAAUACAGCUGGGUAGCAUAGUGGUGCAGUGGCUAGCACUGUCUCCUCACAGUGGGUUCAAGACCCGGCCGAUCCGGAGCCUUUCUGU